Messenger RNA from Panonychus citri (citrus red mite), 882 nucleotides. RefSeq lists its product as uncharacterized. The record is from RefSeq and is a predicted model, not a curated record. The transcript is spliced from 4 exons. NCBI's taxonomy places the organism in Eukaryota, Metazoa, Arthropoda, Arachnida, Trombidiformes, Tetranychidae. Bases 242 to 748 code for a protein of 168 amino acids.
GUACUUCAAUAAACUUGAUUCACUGAGUCAAAGUCAAUUGUUAGGACUAUUGCCCAGAUUUAAGAAUCAUUUCGAGGAGAUUGCAAAUUCUGGUUAUUUGAAAAAUCUCCAAAGACUUCAUAUUGGAAGUCGCAAUUUUUCAAUUAGUUCAUAUGAUGGACCAGUAUUGGAGAGUAUAAAAAUUUUGGAGGCUUGUUUAUAUUCAUAUGAUGCCACUAAUCCUUAUCCUGGAUUUCAUUUCAUGGAUUUAUGUCCAUCCGUUGAAAGUGCUCAUCAUUUAAUCAAGCCGAAAAAACUAUCGAUCAACCAAACAAUCAAAAAUAAUUCACUGAGAAAUUUAGUUCUGGAUCAUCCGGAAAAUUAUGUAUCAGAUAAUUGGACUGAUUUGCGAAACUUGUUAAUCAAGUAUCCGAAAUUGAAAAAUCUCGCAAUUAGAGGCGAUUAUGGGCUUGAUGAUUCUAAUUUGACGGAAUUACUUGACCUUAUACCCGAAAUUGUUAUUCUUGAUCUUCGCCAGUCAACCAGAUUAUCGGAAAAAUCGAAAGAUAUUGUUAAUCGAUAUUGUCAAAGGAAGAAUAGAGAAAUUUGGUUCUACAAUAGGCCCGAUCAACGUAUCGAACACGAUUGGCCUGAACUUGCAUCUCAAACUAAUCAACGAAUCUGUCAAGGGUUCGAUUUCAUGAGAAAUUGUUUUCUUAAAACAUUUCAACAACUUCCUUAUCUUAUUGAUCCAAUCGAAGAUGAUUAAUUGUUGUAUUAAAACAAAACGAAAUAUUGAUUAAGAUGAAGAUAAUUCUAGAAAUUGGUAACUUGAUCACAAUUCUGUUCUGUAAUCAACUAUUGAUUUAAUGAUAAUUAAAAAGAGGAUCAUUGAACAACAAA